GUCGUAGUCGAAACGAACGAUAUGACCUUAUUUAUCACAGUAUUCAUGUAUGUGUUAUUCCAACGGGUGUCCAAAAAUGGCUAACGGUUGCCCCUUAGGGCUAGACGUUAAUGGGCUGCGGCGCGAGUAAAUACAAAAUGGGGAACGGAGCAAAUAAGCCAGCCCCUGUCCCGGAGGAGGAAGAGAAAAAGGAGGGCGAGGAGGAUGAAGAGAAACAGAAUGAGGGAGAGGAGGGAGAAGGUGGCAACCUUCCUAAUGGAUUCCCUAGCAUGUCAAGGCAAGAGGCAGUGAAAGAACGGUUUAGGAACGUCGUGAACAUGACUAGGAUAGCGGGGCGGAUGCUGAAGGAGCAGGAACAGCGUGCUAUAGAGAAAGGCAGACAGAAUACGUCCCUUAAAGAGCCUGAAAGAGAAGAGAUUGUGAUACCAGACUCCAUGUAUAUGUACCCCCCGGCCAGACCUCCAAAGAGGAAGAAAAACGAAAUAUUUCACGAGUCUGACUGUAUACUGGCAGACGCUAUAGCGGCAAAGGUGGAUGCAGAGUCGGUAGGAUCCAUAGACGAACUGGUAAGAGAACUUACUAUCAAACUAAAAACGGACAUGCAGAAGCUUAGAGCGUUAUUUAUGUGGUUAGGGAUGCAGCGAAUACGACAACGGACGUACCCCACCAUCUUGGAUCCUACCACUCCAAUAGGGCAUCUAAAGAGGAUGGCCCUAGGGAGAGUGUCUUAUGCCGUUAUGUUCACACUAUUGUGCAGAUCAGCUAAGCUGCCCUGUGUUAUAAUUCGAGGAAUAGCCAAAUCAGCGUCCUAUGAAGUAGGAGACAAGAAUGUCGACUCACUGCGAAACAUGUGGAACGCUGUCUACGUGAGUGGAGAAUGGCGGUUUGUGUUCCCUCUGUGGGCUUUGUCAGCAGUCGUCGGCAAGACGACGGGGGACUGGACACUUGCGGAGUCUACAGGUGAACCCUUGCUUCAGAGAGAAGAAAAAUCUGCCGGUGAAUCUGUGAGUCAGGUAGACGAUUAUUACUUCCUCAUUGACCCCGGGGAGUUCUGCUUUACUUGCUUUCCAGACGAGAAAAGGUGGCAGCUUCUCAGGGAACCCAUCUCAAAGAGAAAAUUCAUCCGGGUACCGUACUUAUGGCCACCAUAUUUCCAAUACGGACUCCAAAUCUCGACAAAGUUUGAUUCUAUUAUAAAGACAGUGAAAGGAAAAUGUAACAUAGCUAUUAAGCCAGGACCAGAGUUUGUUCCACUGUCCUAUGAAUUACAUUAUAAUCACAAGGAAUCGGAUCGAGAUAUUCCGGAUGAUAUUCAGUUAGAGAGGUAUGUUGCUAUUAUGAACGAGGCAGAUAAAACAAACUUCAUUUUGCGACUUCCGGUUGAUGGUGUAUAUAAACUGGAAGUUCUGGACAAUUCAAAAGACUGGAUAUGCUUCUUCAAGAUCUGGUGUGAUGAGGACAUAGAACCCUGGGAUCCGUAUCCAAUAAACUCCAUGAUAGGGUUCGGUCCAUGUAAGGAGACGGAGAACGCAGGGCUCAGGGUAGAAACGCUGGCCUACAGCAACGGUGUGAUAAACAUGACAAAGAAACAGCAUAUUCAAAUAAAGUUCACAAUGUUAAGGAAUCUUCAUAUUCGAACAGUUUUGGUGCACAAUACGAUAUCACCCGCGGAACUACAGGAACAUGCAUCACAUAAAAUCCUUGACAACCUGGUCAAUGUUCAUUUGACAGUUCCUCAAAACGGGGAGUAUGCGCUCCAGGUCUUCACAAAGGAAAAGGGGCCAAACGAUGAGUUCAGGAACGCGAUAAACUAUCUGGUCGUAACGGACGAGAAACCGAGAAAGGAUAAAGGCUGGGAGAACGCCCGAGAGAAGCUCAUCCGGCACCGCCUUGAUGAGUCGACUAGCAAGUCCAGAAACCCAGAAGAGAUAAAACAGGCUCUUUACAAGUUCAAUGACCUUGAGCUCAUCAACCACGGGGAGGUGGAUCGAGCGCAGAGACGUAUUGGCUAUCUAGUAACGAAAAACAACUUACGGGACGGCAUAAACCGACGCCAUGUUGAGGUGCUAGAUAGAGCACUACGUGAAGCUAAGGACUCAGAGCACCGGGACAAGUUAGAAGGGAUGAUAACAGAUGGAGAGGCCCUCCUUCAACACCUUAGUCAGAUCAACCUGUUCGCCCACGACGUACUCGCCCUUCAACGUACAACGGUGUCCGAAAUUCACCGGUACAACAUACCUAAACAGUCCAUUCACGAUGUCAUGAAGGCUACCUUCCUUGUCCUGGGCGAGAAAGAGGAACCAUUGGGGGAUUGGGAAGCCAUUCAAGAUUUACUGAGGAAGGCAGGAAGGGAGAAUGUGCUUUAUAAAAUCAAACAGUAUGACACAAUCUACCUAGAAACAGAGACGGCCCAGCGUGCAGCCGACAUCAUCUCACAGUACGACAAGGCCAACCUGUUAGAGGCUAGCGCUGCCGCGGGAGCUUUCUACGUCUGGGUUUACAACAUCACCAAAGAAGUACUGAAGUGGACCGGGUACUAUGAUGGCGGUGAACAGACAAAAUCUCAGCCGGAAUUUGAACAGUCAACAGUUCAAUUCAUGAUGGGAAGUACUGGGUCGAGAGCUAUUGUCGUAUAUGCUUCUGAUCUUUCACCAAAACCUUCUCACUCGGAUGGUCGACAGUCAUCAACCUCCAACACAAGUGCUCCAGAGGAAAUUCUAUCGGUGGACAGAGAACAAACUGCUCUACAGAAUGAAAGGGACGUUAAUAAUGACAUGACCACUGACACGCCCACUGUCCACGUGUCCAAUGAGGAGAGGAAAGGGUCAGUUCAAUAUAACAUACCUUAUGAUUUGAACCACACGUCACCUGAACAGCCUACGAGCGUGUUACUUCCCGGAAACGAGAGCGAACAUUUAGCUGACAGCAACGAGCGUGAAUCUUCACUUCCCACAUAUGGGGACCUGUAUCCAUAUGAGGAAGAGGAGGGCUUUAGUGACGAGGCGGGAAUGCUUUAUUCAACCACUUAUAGACAGGCACAUGCACACACAGGGUACAAUCAGCCAGGGGACGAUCGUAGCACUGAACAGGAAAUGGUGUUAUCCACUGGAUAUAUCCGAGGUCAGACUCUUUCUAGCAUAGGGCCAGGCGAGGGUGAUGGUCAUAUCGGGAUGGUUUCGGCACAACCAGAGAUUAACGAUUCUAACAACGCCUUCGAACAUACUGUCCUAAAUAAGAUUGUUGAAGACGACAUAUGUAUGAAACUUAAUAAGCGAGUUGGGAGACGAAAGACAAAGCUGAAACAAAAACGACACAAGAAGGUCCUGGACGAUGAGAUAGAGGAACUCCUGGUGAAUCCACAAGACUACCCGGCACCUCGUCCUUCUAAAGUGAGCAAGGCGGACAUAACAUCAACGGACCUGUACAAGGAUCCCGACCGUAGGGCUCAACAGGUAAAACCUGAAUCUGUAGAGACGAUAGAAGAGCUAUUACUGAAACUUACUGGAGAGUUUACAAAGGAGGUACAAAAAGUAAGGGCGAUCCUCAUGUGGAUUGGGUACCACAUCUUCGGCGUUUCCGAACUGCGUUUCAGACCCGAGAAGUACUCACCAACGGAUUACCUGAAGCGGCUAAUGUCUGGCAAUAUUUCCUACGCCGAACUGUUUACAUUUUUAUGCAGGAAAGCACACAUUCCAUGUGUGCUGGUGGAUGGAUUCGCAAAGAGCCAGGGUUAUGACGUAGGAAAGGAAAGUCUAACCAAUCUAGUCAACACGUGGACGGCGGUAUACGUGGCGGGUGGCUGGAGACUCGUGUUCCCACUGUGGGCACUUACUAAUGAAGCAGAUGAAGGAGAGAAUGCUACACUGGAUGUGGACGAUGACGGCAAUUUGAACGAGUUCUUCUUCCUGACUGAUCCAGACGAGUUCAUCUUCAGAUGUCUUCCUAUCAAAACCGAUUGGCAGCUUCUCCAGAAUUCUUACUCAAAAGAAAAAUUCAAACGACUACCCUAUGUCAGUUCACAAUUCUUCGAUGGUUUUAUUAAAUUGCCGAACCUCCAAGACGGCACUAUCCAAGCCAGGUAUGGCUACUGUAAGCUGAACUUGACGCUUAGAGAAGGGCGGGAUGAGGAUGCAAAGCUUUUCGCAGAACUGAUGUUUGACAGAAACAUAUCCGAGGAAGAUAGUUCCCCGGAUGUUCAACUCGACAGAUUUAUAGCCAUUAUACACAGCCACAAAAACCGGAGAGUAAACGUACGGCUACCAUGUGAUGGCGUGUACAGACUAAAAUUGUCCGAUUCCAAACGAGGAUGGCUUUGUUCUUUUCGGAUUGUUUGCGAGAAGUCAACACUGAUGAAAAAUGCCUUCCCUGAACAUCCAAUGCUUGACUUUGGACCUUGUAUCAGCACGCUGAACGCUGGUCUCGUGCCAAUCUCUCACAUCGGCGGAGUUUUAAACAUUCACGUUAAUCAAGACAUCAUCGUUUUGUUUGACAUGACGGAGGAACUGUCAAUCAAAACGCAACUCUUCGACUGUAAAAACGAUGUCAGUCAUUACGUCACACAUAGUGUACAAGACAAAGAGGUGAAGGUCACAGUUAAAGUACCAGUCACUGGAGAGUAUGGCCUAGUUAUCCUCUGUCGAGACAGGCAUUCAAAUAACCCGUUCGUCGUGGCCUGUAAUUAUCUCCUCACCACGGAGAAGAAUCCUACCCAGAAGAAAGCGAGGGCAAGACUUGUGUUUGUCACACAGAAAUCCAACAAUCCGGAGGUACUUCAACACUCACUGGACGCAUUUCAACAGCUGAAAAUACAAAGUAAAGGAGAAGUUGUUGGAGCUACAGAAAAAAUCAACUUUCUCCGGAUCAAACAAGCGCUAAUGGAGAGUAUCAAGAGAAAGAAUCGACAGAUGUUAAUAUAUUCAAUUAAACAAGCCCGAUCAUGUGACGUGUACCAUGACAAGCUGAUGCCGAAUAUCACAGAAGCAGAAGCAUGCCUAGAUGGUCUAUCACCACCUUCACUCACACACAACGUGCUCAGUAUGGGACGUCUUACCGUGUCAGAAAUAUCGAGAUAUAAGAAACCUCGACCUCUAGUCCACGACAUCAUGAAGGCUACCAUGAUAUUGUUGGGUGAAUCCCCUUCUGAUGUAGAGCACUGGCCUAAUAUUCAGAAAUAUAUGAAGAAGUCGGGCAAAAACGGAUUUCUAACCAGAAUAAAACAGUUAGAGAUACGCGAUGUUAGUAUGGAUGCGGCGGAAUCGGCAUACAAACUUGUGGACCGGUAUGAUCGGGAGUCAGCCGUAGGUGGAGGUAGUGCUGGAGUAGGAACGUUCUAUGUGUGGGGACUAAAACAGUUAGAGAUACGCGAUGUUAGUAUGGAUGCGGCGGAAUCUGCAUGCAAACUUGUGGACCCGUAUGAGCGGGAGUCAGCCGUAGGGGGAGGUAGUGCUGGAAUAGGGACGUUCUAUGCGUUGAUCAAGGCUACAAUGGGAUCAUCUUCAUCUACUGAGGAGCCUCCUGCUCCGGCAAAGGCCACCGCUGCUAAUGGUGACGGUCCGCCAAAGGCCAAAGAGGACGACGGGAGAUUGGAUGUGGAGGCAUUUAAAAACUACAAGGAAAAGGAUCCCAUCAUGCCGAAUACAGUUGAAGACGGUUAUCCCAGUAUAGCUCCUCCAUCAAACAAAAAGUCGGAUGUGUUCACUGAAGAAGAUAUGCUAGAACCUGACGCCCAUGCGCACUCGAUAAAACCUGAACCAAAUCCAAUGCUAGAGGCGCUGGUGGAGGAGCUGACAGGUCCUUUUCCAUCAGACAUUGUAAAAGUCCGGGCCAUCUUUGUUUGGAUUGGGUUACAGCCAUUCAGUAUGAUGAGGUACCCGCUGAAGUUGAACCCCAAAUCUACGAUGGGCUAUUUAAAACGUAUGGCCCUGGGGAAUCUGUCCUACUCCGAGUUGUUUACGGCUAUGUGCAGGAUUGCCAAAAUUCCAUGUGUCAUGGUGUCUGGCGUUGCAAAAUCUUCCGUCUAUGAGAUUGGUGACGAAGAUGUCAAUAGCCUCCGGAACAUGUGGAAUGCAGUGUACGUCAAAGGUGGUUGGAGGAUCAUUUUCCCCUUGUGGGGUCUGAAAGCGAUAGCUGGGAGAAGUACAGGAACAUAUCCGGGAAAGGACAUAGCUCUAAAAGGCGAUGCUUUGCAGGAGAUGGUUCUCAACGCCAUAAACGAAUACUACUUUCUUACUGACCCGUCAGAGUUCAUCUUCAGAUGUAUGCCUGAUAACGAAAAUUGGCAGCUGAUCAAAUCUCCAUACACAAAAACAAAAUUCAUCUCAGUGCCCCUGUUACGGCCGAAAUUUUUCGAAUAUGGAUUAAAAUCGCAGGCCGGCUCACAAGAAGGUAUUAUCCUGUGUGAAGAGGGAGUGUGUGAAGUUAAGCUCACAUACUCAAAAAAGUACGUGCAACUACUUCCGGUUCUGAUGUUCUAUGACAGAGAAAACGGCGGAGAACACACUAAAAUAGAGCGCCACACAGCGGUGAUUAUUGAAGGGAAUGUCGUCAGAUUUGUGAUGAGGUUCCCCAAAGGAGGAGUAUACAAAUUACAGAUCCUAGAUAUAUAUAAUGCGUGGGUUUGUUCUUACAAAGUGGUCUGUGUUGAGCCGAGCUGCAUGGGUCCAUUCCCUGUUGAGGCAGAGCUUGGAUUCGGUCCCUAUAGUGAUCUAAAAGAGACACUUGGAUUGGAGGCGAAAUCGCAUUUGAAGGGUAUGGAGGUUAUCCUAACCGGCGAUGAGGCUGAAUUUACAUUUGCACGCUCCAGACCUUUGAACUUCAUGGUAGAACUGGUUCACAAUGAAAUUUGGGAAGAGGAUCUGGCUGACUGUGUCUCGUUUAAAUCUGACAUGGGUCAGCUUGUGGUCAAGGUCAAAAUCGACAUAAAAGGGGAAUUUGUUUUGAUGAUCCACACAAAGGACGUAGGGUCAACGGAAGAUUUUGACAAUGUCGUCAAUUACCUUCUCAUUUUAAAGGAACCAAAGAAGAAAAAGCCAGGAGAGGAAGAAGAAAUGCUAACAGCAUUCAGUGGAAUGGAACCAAAAGUCCUCAAGAGUCUUGGUCUUGAAAAAGUUGCGAACAAAGGUAAAGCUAAAAACGACGCAGCGCAAAACGAGGAGGAUGACAGAAAGAGAAAGGAAAACAUAAAAAAGAUGAAAGCAAUGGCAAAACCAGUUGACAAAGAGAAAAAGAGGGCACAGGAACUGGCAAGCUUGAAGAAAGCAUUGACUGCAGCUAUAGAGAGCCGAAACAUUGACCAGCUGGAACGAGCCAUUGAGGAUAGUAAGACGUACCCGGAACUUCAUGAUCAGGUGAGCGAGGCGGAAACCAAGUACAGUGCACUCCAGAGAAUGAAAAAACACUCGUCCCAAGUGAUGGAAAUGGCGCAAACUACUAUCUCCGAAUUACACCGGUACAAGGAACCGACAGUAGCCAUUCAUGAAGUCAUGAAGGCCACUUUUCUACUUCUCGGAGAAAGUGAAUCCGGUACUGUGGGGGUCGGACCAUCGACGUCUCUCAAGGAAUGGAUAAAUGUCCAGAAUCUGCUGAGGAAGACGGGUGCAGGCAGUGUUAUUUCUCGAGUGAAGAAGUUUGACGCCCUUUCGGUUCCACUGAAGACGGCUAAAAGGGUCCUUGCUAUACUAGACCCAUAUGACAGAUUUGAGGUCACUGACGCCAGUGCUGGAGCAGGAACAUUCUUUAUCUGGGCCAGUAACAUUGCCAAUGACGUGGUUUCCAUGCAUACCUGAUUAGGCUACAUGUGACGGAUAUCGAUUCAUUCCAUUUUGUUCCCAAAUCCCAUUGGCUUAGUAGUCGCCAUCAUUCGUUCAAAAUACUUUAAACAUUUUGGAUUGAAUUUAUUUACUUUGAAUAUCAGUAGUAUUCAGUUAGUGCUUAUUAUUGUUUACAUUGCCAAAAGUGAUUUCCAUAUCCAUGUGUUCAUUUCAUCUCAUUUCUCUGAUUUACAUGUAUAAAAGACGCAUGUUGAGAAAUGGAUAUUUCAUAAAUAUAAACAAAUGUAAAGUCUGGAUCAUUUCGAACUGUCAUAAGCAUCAAAUGCAAUACAUAUAUACAAGUAUUUGAUGUAUUCAUAUGUAUAUAGUUCAUUUGGGAAUUAUCUACACCCUCUUGACAUAAAUAAAUACUACGUUCAUCUCCAGAACUGCAAUUAUUUCUGACAUACAUCAAUUCUCCUCUCAAAAAUAGACCUCCACACAAAGAAAAAUAUCGUUAAUCAUCCGUUUUAACAAUAUCUAUUGUGAUACAAACCGUAUAAUGUUAAAAGGACUGUUUGAAGCUUUAAUGAACCGCUAAUCAUUCAUUAGCGUUAAUGAACGUUUGAGCAACGUCAUAAAAUUCCUAAUGACGUCAUGCUAUUUAAUGAUUUAAUGAAGGUUUAAUGAAGGUUUAAUCCAUCAUUAACUUUUAAUGAACGUUCGAGCAACCGGUCCUGGUCUACAUAUUGUCAGCAUAAGUUUUAAGUCGAUUAUAAUUAUGACAAAUAAACACUCAAUACAAAAUAGAAAUAUGAACAUGUAGUUGUAUGUCCCCGAUUUUUUAUACACUGCUUUACUGUAUCGAGAUAUACAACACUUGCUUUUAGCAAGACUAGUACUAUAGGCUUUAUACGUUACUCCUUCCUAAACUUUUGAAUGUACGUACUUUUAGGUCUGACUAGUUUGAGUAUCCAAUCCAAAACAGAACACAGAGGGCGAACAGGUUUUUGCAUAGGGUGGAAAUAUAUCAAGUGAGUUUACACACAAGUGUCCUCGUUUUUUUGUUGUUGCCAUAAGCUUGAGUUUCUCUUUUGUCCUCAAAUAUAAGUUUUAUUACCACAUAGAAAUGAAAAAGAAAGUGGGAAAGGGAAACAAAUAAAUUUGAGUUAGCUCCCUUGAUGUGUCUAUAUACACUAUCAAGCCGCCUUAAUCCAGUAUGUGUGAUGUCGACAAUAUUGAAGUUUUCUGUUCAAAAUUGACGCAGUAAUACAUUUUCACUUAUCAGUUUAAUGUAAUUUAAUGGUAUUUUUUUUAAACAGCUGUCAGUAAGAAGGUUUGGAAAAUAUUAUUCUUAUUUCAAGGUCUAUAUAAAAAACCCGUCUAUGUUUCUUCUGAAAACUAAUAUUUUGCAGGAUUUCUGAAUUUAUAUAUUAACAAAAAAGUCCAGAAUAAUAUUUAUUCGUUAUCCAAAUAGUAGAUCAACAUAGACUUAAAAUGAAAACGACAUAUCAUAGAAGACAGAUGCGCAUCCCAUGUACACUUUGCAACUAUAUGUAUGUAUGUGGUUAAUUGCUUAAAAACAUACUUCAGUUGUUGGCAUUCAUAUGCAUAUAUCUUUCUUGAGCAUUUCUGGUAUGGUACAAAGUGAUAUCCUUUCAUUAUUAAUCAUCAUUAAGUUCCAAUCAAAAAGCAAAUAUCUUGUAUACUUGUAGUAGUGAACCUUCUGGUUCACUACAACACAUUGUGCCCGUCUUAACGUCAUGAUGAUAAUAAAUCAUUGUCAUGUCAUUUAUUAUUGUUAUGAAUGUCAAAUACAUUUAUUGAUAUUUUGAACAAUAUGGUUUCUGUUUUAAUUAUUAUCAUUGAUAUGAGUUACUGAUAUUGUUUAUGGAACUUGUUUCAGAGAUGGAUCAAUAAAUAUUCAAUAAAACUGACUAUAUGAUUUUAAAUCUUGUGUAGAACGUCAUUAUCACCUUUCAACAUUUUAACAAUCAAUAAAAUGAGAAAGGGAAUAUAAUAAAA
Molecule: messenger RNA, 9773 nt
Organism: Mizuhopecten yessoensis (Yesso scallop)
Lineage: Eukaryota; Metazoa; Mollusca; Bivalvia; Pectinida; Pectinidae
Exons: 32
Coding region: 111-7784 (2557 amino acids)
Source: RefSeq, a predicted model, not a curated record